AUGCCGCCUAUAGUUUUGGUAAAAAAGAGUACUCUAGGAUCCGUACCUACUCGCCUACCUGCCACUCUAGCUGUAUUGUUAUUUUUCGGCGCUCUAAUUGAUGGGAUUGGUAUAGACGUUGCUCGAGCCGAUAACCCUUUUGUGCAAACCAUUUAUACGGCAGACCCCGCACCACUCGUAUAUAACGACCGGCUCUACGUUUUCAUGGACCAUGACAAUGAUGGGGCCACCUAUUUCAACAUGACCGAUUGGCGUCUCUUCUCGACAGUGGACAUGGCUAACUGGCAGGAUCAUGGGUCUCCCCUAAGCCUUGCAGACUUCUCUUGGGCAGACGAAAAUGCAUGGGCUCCCCAGGUCAUCCCACGAAACAACAAAUUCUACAUGUACGUUCCAAUCCGCCAUCAUACCACCUCGACAAUGGCCAUCGGCGUUGGAGUCAGCGAUACUAUCACCGGCCCAUUCCACGAUGCUUUGGGGAAGCCACUCGUUGAGAAUGGUGAUAUCGAUCCCACAGUUUUCAUUGACGAUGAUGGUCAGGCCUACCUGUACUGGGGCAAUCCCGAUCUGUGGUAUGUCAAGUUGAAUCAAGACAUGAUUUCCUACAGCGGGAGUCCCACCAAGUUCACCCUCACAACUGCAGGCUUUGGCCCUCGUAGCGGUAGCGAGCAGCGCCCCACAUCCUUCGAGGAAGCCCCGUGGGUGUACAAGCGCAACGGCAUCUACUACUUGAUCUACGCCGCAAACUGUUGCUCUGAGGAUAUUCGGUACUCUACUGGCACCAGUGCACUUGGGCCCUGGACCUACCGCGGCGUCAUCAUGGCAACUGCGGGCAGCAGUUUCACCAACCACGAGGGGAUUGUUGAUUACAAGAACAAUUCCUACUUCUUCUAUCACAACGGCGCUCUCCCCGGCGGCGGCGGCUACCAGAGGUCUGUAUGCGUUGAAAGAUUCGUGUACAAUUCCGACGGCACGAUCCCAACUAUCCAAAUGACGACGGCCGGUCCACCCCAGAUUGGUACCCUGAACCCGUACGUGCGACAGGAGGCUGAGACAGCGGCCUGGUCCCAGGGUGUAGAGACAGAGUCAAAGGCGUUGCCUUCGGUGCCGGUGCAACAUCCUUCUCAGCUCGUGUCGCAUCCGCCACCAGCGGAGGCUCGAUUCAAAUCCGUCUGGGGAGUACGACUGGAACACUCGUUGGUACCUGCAACGUAUCGGGAACAGGGGGCUGGCAAACCUGGACGACAGUGA
This is a messenger RNA of Psilocybe cubensis, 1248 nucleotides long. RefSeq lists its product as uncharacterized. Gene Ontology annotation, biological process: carbohydrate metabolic process. NCBI's taxonomy places the organism in Eukaryota, Fungi, Basidiomycota, Agaricomycetes, Agaricales, Agrocybaceae. The transcript has 3 exons. Gene Ontology annotation, molecular function: hydrolase activity, hydrolyzing O-glycosyl compounds. The record is from RefSeq and is a predicted model, not a curated record. Bases 1 to 1248 code for a protein of 415 amino acids.